CCGUGUCUUUUUAUUUGUGGGGGUCUGACGACACAAACAUUGCAUAUGCUCCGGGGAUGCUCUUCGAAUCGCUGUUUAUGCCACCGGAUGGGACUACUCUGCAAUUGCCGAUGUCAUCACUCAAAUACCUACAAAAA
Mesorhabditis belari is the source of this 137-nucleotide messenger RNA. NCBI's taxonomy places the organism in Eukaryota, Metazoa, Nematoda, Chromadorea, Rhabditida, Rhabditidae. The record is from the annotation of a GenBank genome assembly.